This is a messenger RNA of Sungouiella intermedia, 762 nucleotides long. The record is from the annotation of a GenBank genome assembly. Lineage: Eukaryota; Fungi; Ascomycota; Pichiomycetes; Serinales; Metschnikowiaceae.
AUGGGUGAUUCUGCCUCACUUCAUGACAGACCGGUUGAAAUUCUGGCAAGAAAUCCGGCUCUUCCUAAAAACAUUUCCAUAGAUUCUUCCCGAGAGCAUUCGCAGGCACCUCCACAACAUGAGCAGCUACAGACCAUCCUGUUAGCUAGACCUAGCUACGUCCCCCCGCUAAAUUUCUCGUUGGUCGAAGAUGGAAUCUACCGCAGUGGAUUUCCAAUGCCCAUCAACUACCCAUUCAUGGAGCAGUUGAAGUUGAAAACUAUAAUCUACUUAGGAGACUUGGGACCGGAGGUUUCCAAGGACAAGAUCAAGAAGGACAAGAAAGACAAGGAUAAAGAAGAAAAGAAAGCGAAAAAACCAAAGAAGGAUAAACAUGGUACUGCCGAAAUCUUCGAAAACUACACGGCAUGGAUCGAAACCACCGACAUCACCUUCCACCAUCUAGUGAUGCACACUUCACAAGAACCUUUUAUUCUGAACACACAUGCUGAAACACAGGCGGCUCUCGUGAAGGCGCUUGAGCUCAUGUUGGAUAAACAGAACUUCCCCAUGCUUAUCCACUCUAACAAGGGCAAGCACCGCAUCGGAGUGUUGGUAGGGCUUAUGAGGAAGAUUCUUCAGGGUUGGUGUAUGAGUGGCAUUUUUGAAGAAUAUGAGAAGUUUGCUAUGGGUAAAUCCGAGUUUGAUUUGGAAUUUAUUGAGCUCUGGCAGCCUGAGCUAGCGUACGACGAGGCAUACCUCCCGGGGUUUGUACGAAUAUAG